Molecule: messenger RNA, 1914 nt
Organism: Durusdinium trenchii
Lineage: Eukaryota; Dinophyceae; Suessiales; Symbiodiniaceae
Source: the annotation of a GenBank genome assembly
AUGGUGGAGCGGUCUUCAGAAGGAAUCCAGGUUCAGGCUCCAGUUCAAUCCCACCUUCGAGAUGGCACCCCGUCCUUGAUGUUCCAAGUGACCACCGAGAAAGUGCAGGUCGCACAAGCCUUAAGAAACAAAGUCCUAAGCGGUGCUUUGGACCUGGCCUUGUCGAAAGAGCACAGUGCCUUUGCACAAAUCCAUGUUGACCAAUCCGACUUUUUGGAACGCUAUGAGAAAAGCCUAUUGACAUUGUCAAAGCUGACGGAUCAUCAAGAGCAGAAGCUGCAGAAUCUCAAGCAGCUGGGCGAGAACUUGCACUUGACGGCUCCCGCAGGAUGUGGCAAGACAUUUGUAGCGAUCCAAUAUGCCUUGGACGAGUUGAAGUUGGACGACCGAAAUUCCUCUGGUCAAAUGUUAUUCGUAUCUCUCCAAAUCUCACUUGGACUUUACUUCGUUCGAUGGCUUGCUGUCAGACAUUCAACACUCACAGAGCUAUCAAUCCAUGAGGCAAUGAACCUAAUCAUGAAAAGGAUAGUACUGCUUCAAAAGCCUUAUGAGGACUUGGUUACUUUGCGUAUUGAGGGCAAUAAGAUCGUUCAGAACACCAAGGGCGAGAACGUGCACACUCCGGAUUUCUUGCUGGCAGUCUUUGAUGAGUGCCACGAGCUUGUUCGAGAAGGCUUCGGCCACCUUUUGGACCAAAUCAAUGCGAAGAAGAAGCUCCUUCUUUCAGACCAGUCGCAGUGUUCUGCUCUAAACCUGGAUGAGAAAUAUCCCGAAUAUGCGAGAGAAAGCCUUUCGGAAGUCGUUCGGAGCACGGAGCGUCUUGUGAGGGCUGCAUCAGCAUUUCAAAUCGGCGAGACACAGGAGGUCUCAAGCAUUGGCCCAGAUGGCCCAGCACUCAAGAGCUUUAUCUUUGAGAGAACACACAACAGCAAAGAAGAGGAGAUGAACAUGUACUGCCAGUACACCAAGAAGACAUUAUCACAUCUGGCCAAAGUGUACCCAGGCCUUAGAAGCCUUCAUGGUCGCCUAGCCAUGCUAGUCCCAGGUCAACACUUCUUGGACAAGAUCAAAGACAGUCUACAAGAGCAGCUAGAAGUGGGUUUCAGACAUAGACGCUUCCGCCUUGUUUCCUUUGAAGAAUCGUUGAGUUUCGUGCCCACAAAGUUCUUUGAAGGACAGGAGGAGCUUAUUCUGCUGGACACCAUCGAUAAUGCCAGAGGACACGAACAUUUGAUGGUUGUGUGCAUUGGCCUGGAUGAAGAGGUUCAGGGCAAGGGUGCAGAGGUGGAUUUGAUGACUAGGGCUAAGCUUUACGUGGGCAUUACGAGAGCGCAGCAUUUGGCCAUGGUGGUCAACAAGUACGUCACAGGAGGUUGGCUAGAGUUUCUGGCAACAUUACAAUUCAAAAAGGAAGAGUAUCGUUCAGAAGUAGGGAAGGAAGAGUUUCGCAACGAUGCAGCUGCCCAAGCUCUGAGAGUAGGGAAGGAUGCAGCUGCCCAAGCUCUGAGAGAUGAUGCGGCAAAUGCUGCUGCUCUUGAAAUCCGGCAGGAGGAUGAUCAGUUAGAUGCUGCUCCUGAUCUCCAGCAGGAGGCUCCAGAGGAAGUGGAGAUGUCUAGUAACUCCGUGUGGGAUCCAUCCGAGAAUGAGAUCGAGAGCAAGAUCUACCAACUCAAGUUUGAUCCUAUUGAUCGUGUCAAGGCAGACUGGUUAACGAAGCUCAAGAUGUUGCAUGGCGCCAGCAAGGAGCAGGUAGCGAGAACCAUCGACGAGUGGAAUUUCCAGGCUGACCGCGCUUUGCUCAUGACCGCCCUCCGCGCUUGGCGGCGCCAUGCAAAGCUUCAGCGCGAAAAGCUUGAGCGCGAAUUGCGCAAAUUUCGCGCUCGUCAACAAGGACGUAGAAUCACUGAGCAAUGA